UCGGUGCUAGCUCCGGGGCUGCCGCUAACGGCCACAGCAGACCGAGCCGCCGCCGCCGCUCCUGUCGGUAUGAGACCCGGUGACCGCACCAUGAGCUCCCUCGUCCAGAGAAUAGCCCGGCAGGCUUUGGUCACGUUCCGGAGCCCGGAGCCCGGGAAGUCUUUCGUGGAGAACCACGGCAAACUGAAGAGCCUGAUGACGGAAGUGCGCGCGGCGGACCUGAAGCUGGUCCCGCGCAGAGCAGACGACAGCCCGGCCGGCGGAGCCCCCCCCCCGCACCGGCACCGCGGCGCCCCCCCGGUCACCUACAUGCACAUCUGCGAGACGGACCACUUCAGCAUGGGGGUGUUCCUGCUGAAGAGCGGAGCCUCCAUCCCGCUGCACGACCACCCGGGCAUGCACGGGGUCCUCAAAGUCCUGUACGGAACCGUCCGGAUCAGCUGCUUCGACCGCCCGGACCCUCCGCCCGCCGCGCCGCCCUCGGCCCACCCCGGCGCGCUGCGGCGGUCGGUGCUCCGCUCCACCGGGGAGUACACGGAGGACAGCGGCCCCUGCGUCCUGUCCCCGGACCGGGACAACCUGCACCAGAUCGACGCCGUGGACGGACCCACGGCGUUCAUGGACAUCCUGGCCCCCCCGUACGACCCGGACGACGGCAGGGACUGUCACUACUACCGGGUUCUGACGGAGGCGGAGGCCGAACCGGACCGCACGGAGCGCACGGACCAGGAGGUCUGGCUCAUGGAGAUCUCACAGCCCGCAGAGUUCUGGUGCGGAGGGGAGCCGUACCCGGGCCCGGAGGUCUGCCUCUGACCCGGGCCCGGAGGUCUGCCUCUGACCCGGGCCCGGAGGUCUGCCUCUGACCCGGGCCCGGAGGUCUGCCUCUGACCCGGGGCACGGACCGCAGGUCCACCUGGGGCCGGGCUGGUUUACGCAUGCGCUCAAAGCUGAUGUGUUGGACCGCUGUUGGACCAACUGGGCCAGAGGUUCGGUCUGCUGAACUAAUAACCCGUUUAUGAGUCCAGAGGCAGAACCCAGGUCCAGCUCUGCUGGUAUUUGGACUCAGUUCUGUGUUUGGAGUCUACUGUAGUGUUCCACCUCAUCCUCCACUGAAGUGACCCGGUCCUACCUGCUGGUCCUACCGGCUGGUUCUACCUGCUGGACCUACCUGCUGGUCCUACCUGCUGGUUCCACCUGCUGGUUCUACCUGCUGGUUCUACCUGCUGGUCCUACCUGCUGGUUCUACCUGCCGGUCCUACCUGCCGGUACUACCUGCCGGUCCUACCUGCUGGUUCCACCUGCUGGUCCUACCUGCUGGUUCCACCUGCUGGUUCUACCUGCUGGUUCUACCUGCUGGUCCUACCUGCUGGUUCUACCUGCCGGUCCUACCUGCCGGUUCUACCUGCCGGUCCUACCUGCUGGUUCCACCUGCUGGUCCUACCUGCUGGUUCUACCUGCUGGUUCUACCUGCUGGUCCUACCUGCUGGUUCUACCUGCUGGUCCUACCUGCUGGUCCUACCUGCUGGUUCUACCUGCUGGUUCCACCUGCUGGUCCUACCUGCUGGUUCUACCUGCUGGUCCUACCUGCUGGUUCUACCUGCUGGUUCCACCUGCUGGUCCUACCUGCUGGUUCUACCUGCUGGUCCUACCUGCUGGUCCUACCUGCUGGUUCUACCUGCUGGUUCCACCUGCUGGUCCUACCUGCUGGUUCUGGAGGCUGGGCUGUGCCCUGCAGAUCUGUGUGUUUGUUCCACAGGUGAAACAGAACAACUCCAGCUCCCGUUUCACUGUCAGCACUCUCUGCCGCCUCCAGGCGUCCACCAGUGUCUGUUUGGAUCAUGAUCCUCUUAGGUUUCUACAGGAGGUCAUUGUCAACAAUGACGGAAAUGGAGUCGUUUUUCUCACUAAAAGCGAACGUCGUGCAAAUUUAGGAUUGACUUUCCUCAAAAGUCCUUAGAUAUUUCAACUGUUCUGGAUUAACAAUCAAUUUUGUAUUUGAGUUGCGCCUUAAUCCUUAAACUGGACUUGAUCUGUGGUCUGUUUGUGAUCAAUCGUCUGAAUUCCCUAAAACACUUCUCUAAUUUAGUUUCUAUAAAAUUCUGAAGUGACAAAGAAAAUAUGAUUGAACUUUGACAUGUUUUCUGAUUGACAGCUGACACAGGGUCAAAGGGCGUGGCUCCACGUCAGAGGCCUGUGUUCUGUUGAGGUUCCGUACAGAACCAAAGUAGGUCCAGAGAUUUCAUUCACAGAGUUCUUUAACUGAAAAACUCAUAAGUCUAAGAAUGUCUGCUGUGGAAAAGCUCUGCUGGCAUUAGUGUCAUUACUGUGGUUUUGCUCUUUUACAUUUCACUACAUAUUUUAGAAUUUCCCAAACCACGUUGUUGUGUUGGGUUUACAGGGCUGAAGCUAAAGUAGAGACUGAAACAAGAAAUGGACUCUAAAUAAGAUAAAUAUUAUGUUUCAUGGCAGAUCAUGAAAAGAGAUGCAGUGCAGGGUGCUCAUGCUGCGUUCGAGAGACGUCAGGAAUUUGUUGCCAAAGCAGAACAUAAAGGUUCAGUAUAUAAAUGAAAACUGUGGUUUAAGUGGGAAUAGAACCGUCUAACAGAUGAGCUGUACAUACGGUCAGUGACUGCAUGGGCUGUCAGCCCUAACCCUCAGCUUCAUUACAAGACAUUUGAACUGUU
Messenger RNA from Sphaeramia orbicularis (orbiculate cardinalfish), 2684 nucleotides. Its product is annotated as 2-aminoethanethiol dioxygenase-like. The record is from RefSeq and is a predicted model, not a curated record. Gene Ontology annotation, molecular function: oxidoreductase activity, acting on single donors with incorporation of molecular oxygen, incorporation of two atoms of oxygen. Gene Ontology annotation, cellular component: mitochondrion. The transcript has 2 exons. NCBI's taxonomy places the organism in Eukaryota, Metazoa, Chordata, Actinopteri, Kurtiformes, Apogonidae. Bases 70 to 813 code for a protein of 247 amino acids.